AUGCUCGUUUUUAAAUUUCCACAACCCAUAUGGUCGCUUCGAGCAGCCAAGUUUAUCUCACCUGCUUACACAGCGUGCGGCUUUGGAAGAGUAAUGAAAGAAAAAGCUGCUCAGCAACCGAGAGUGAGAAGAUAUGAAGUUGCGGCGGCGUAUCGGAGACCGAUUGGUGUGGAAAGAGCAUUCAGCAAAGAAAAAAUCAAGCCACCAAAAGUGCCUCGAUUAAGAGAAAAGGAAAAAGAAAAGUGUUAUGAGAAAGAAAUGUCUACCGAUAAUAUAAAAUCAAAGUCAUCUUCAGGCUUGGAUCUGAGUUCAAGUUUGUUAGUCCAACAAAUGUUAUUCAGUCCCAAGGAGAAAAAUAGUAAUGGUAAUGAUGCUUCACGAGAAGAUGUCGCCAAAAACAUUGAGAAAAUUAUCGAGGAUGAUCCUGCUUGGUCCAAAACGAGCCACUAA
Molecule: messenger RNA, 450 nt
Organism: Paraglomus occultum
Lineage: Eukaryota; Fungi; Glomeromycota; Glomeromycetes; Paraglomerales; Paraglomeraceae
Source: the annotation of a GenBank genome assembly